Actinia tenebrosa (Australian red waratah sea anemone) is the source of this 1121-nucleotide messenger RNA. RefSeq lists its product as uncharacterized. NCBI's taxonomy places the organism in Eukaryota, Metazoa, Cnidaria, Anthozoa, Actiniaria, Actiniidae. The record is from RefSeq and is a predicted model, not a curated record.
UUUCAAAAUCUGUACUAUAAGAGAAAAAAUGUCUCAAACUUUAUUCCUAUUAUUUCAGACUAUGUGGACGAUAUAUUCAAAUGCCUGGUUGAAACACCUAGAGCUGAUCUUAAACAGUUGAGAAUAGAGCUGGAGGAGAGUGUGCCAGAACCUAUGCAUAGUAUGUUGGAWAAAGAAACAAAGGAAGAGGCAAUUAACAAGCAUCAAAACAGAAAAGGAAAAGAAACACAACUUGUCCCACCCACAUGUACAGAGGAACAAUUGCAAAACUUGACACAAGAAARAAAUGCUGCACGAAAUGACAGAAGAGCACCUCACUGCAGAAAAUGCGGGCAACCAAUGAAGGGCCAUGACAAAGAGGAAUGCAACCGUUUAUAUGACAAGUAGCAUAUGAAGUAAUCGUAAAAAAUCAUCACAAAAAUGUUGAACACAAUUGUGAAUUUGCUUAUGGAUGUCAGAUGGUAUAACAUAUUCUUGAAAGAUUUAUUACUCACUAUCUUACUAUUGUUCAUAGGAUUCGUUUUAGUUUCAGUUCAUUCAUCUGAUUGUUCUUCACUUUCUGACUCUUCGUUUGACACUACUUGUCCUUCGUCUUCUUUCCAGGAAGCCUCUAUAACUUCCAUCUUCAGAUGGAAAUGCUAUUCGUAUGCUAUUAUAAACACAACAGGGCAGAGGUAGUCUUUUUGAAUUGCCAGUGAAAUCCCAUAUGAAUCGAAAAAAUUGUCUGUAUGCAACAGAUUGAAGAAAUCUGAAAGAUGAAGGAGUAUUUAUUAAACAUUUUGAUUUUUUCAUWAUCAAUUCAAUUACGAUACAAAUUUCAAAAUAAUUAUAUACUAUGCUAGGUGUAUUAGCAUAUUGAAUGCAAGCAUAGGUAGACAGAGUACAAAAUCUAAGAAGUACUGGGCCAAAAAGUCUACUAGCUAUUAUUCAUUUUUAUAUAAUGCAUAUGCUGAAUGAAUUCAGUCCCAAUGAAAUAAUUGGUUCUGGGUAUGAUUCGUAUUAUAUUAUUUGGGCUUUUGCCAGCUAUUCUUAUUACUGUAUACAUAGCAUAACAAAAUAUUGGACAUUUUCUGUUAAUCCUGGAGCCUGAAGAGACCUCAGUAAAGCUCAAUCAAUACUUA